Ordospora colligata OC4 is the source of this 819-nucleotide messenger RNA. Its product is annotated as polar tube protein 2. Lineage: Eukaryota; Fungi; Microsporidia; Ordosporidae. The transcript has a single exon. The record is from RefSeq and is a predicted model, not a curated record. The coding region runs from base 1 to 819 and encodes 272 amino acids.
AUGCUGUUGAGUUUUGCAGUUGUUGCCUUCAUAGGAUCGUGCAUUGCCACAGAAACAAUGGUUACAAAGCCAAUGACUUAUCCGACUAUGCAUACACUUCCUUUACAAGUGCAGCAAGGAACUAUAAUGCAAGGUUCGAGAAGGGGUAGUCAGUGUGCAAUACUUGGUGAAGGUGUUAGUGAUUGUGCGAAGGAGUUGCAAAAGAAGCAAGAAGAGAAAGAAAGGAAUGCCCAGAUAGCUGCUAGUAUUCAAUACCAUCAAACCAUGAAUGAAAAGGCAGAAAAUAAGUGCAUUAAACCCACGCUAAAUGGUUCAGAUGUAUGUGCUGAGCAGGAGUUCCUGAAGCAAGCAGCUACAAAUGGCAAAUACACGAUUUCCACAAAAGACAAUGUUGUUAUGCUCAAAGAAAACGACCUUGUUAUUGGCUUGGCUGUUCAUGAUCGUAUGACGACAGUCCCUGUGAAGGAGAAAGCGAGGGAACCUGAUCCGUUGACAGGCAAGAAGGAGACCAGAGAGGUUAAGCUUAACCAGUUUGGGCAGGUUGUUGGUCUAUCUGGCCCACCAAGCAAACCCAAGGAUGAUUGCGUGUGUCCUAAUAAGACUGGCAAGUCAGGGAAGGUCACGUUUGAAAUGGCAACAAGGAGCUGUGCGGAUGCCUGUGCUUCCAAGAAUAUAAUGUACGAUGCAAUGGUUCAGAACAAUUCUUCAGAGGAUGAAGCAGACACUUCUAAGCCCAGUGAGGAAGAAACCGCUCAAACCACCACAGACAAUAAUAACUCUGGAAACACCGAGCAGAUCACUGAAAAUAACACUCAAUGA